This is a messenger RNA of Hansenula ciferrii, 696 nucleotides long. It is a transcript of the gene MIA40, whose product is annotated as Mia40p. Gene Ontology annotation, biological process: protein import into mitochondrial intermembrane space. The transcript has a single exon. The record is from RefSeq and is a predicted model, not a curated record. Lineage: Eukaryota; Fungi; Ascomycota; Saccharomycetes; Phaffomycetales; Wickerhamomycetaceae. Bases 1 to 696 code for a protein of 231 amino acids. Gene Ontology annotation, cellular component: mitochondrial intermembrane space. Gene Ontology annotation, molecular function: protein-disulfide reductase activity.
AUGUUUCAAAGAAAUAUAAUAAAUUCAUCAUUACGUUUAUCAAGACAAGGCUUAAGACAAAACAUUAGAAGAAACUUUAAUUCUUCAAGUUUUAAAUCAAAUAAUUCAAAUUUAUCAAAAUGGAUCUUAUCAACUUCAAUCUUAACUAUUGGUUUAACUUCAUAUAUUCAAAAUCCAUUAAAAUUAGAAACUAAACAAGAUAAAGCUCCUGAAAAUGCAGAAAAGGCAGCAGAAAAGGCAGCAGAAAAAGUUAUUGAAAAACCAAAAGAAUCAGAAUCAAAAGAAUCAAAGUCAUCAGAACCAAAAGAAGGUGAAGAUUCAGAUCCAGAAUCAAAACAAUCAGCUUAUAACCCAGAAACAGGAGAAAUUAAUUGGGAUUGUCCAUGUUUAGGUGGUAUGGCAAAUGGACCAUGUGGAGAAGAAUUUAAAGAAGCUUUUAGUUGUUUUGUUUUUUCAGAAGCUGACCCAAAGGGAGUUGAUUGUAUUGAAAAAUUUCAAAAUAUGCAAAAUUGUUUUAGAAAAUAUCCUGAAGUUUAUAGUGCAGAAAUUAGAGAUGAAGAAGAUAUAAAAGAAGAUGGUAAAGAACAAGUUAAUGAAUCAAAUGUUGUUGCUAAUAGUUCUACUUCUACUGAAUCUAUUCCAAGUGCUGAUACUAAUCCAACUGUUACUGAACAAGUUACUUUAACAAAAGAAUAG